Messenger RNA from Parnassius mnemosyne (clouded apollo), 5838 nucleotides. NCBI's taxonomy places the organism in Eukaryota, Metazoa, Arthropoda, Insecta, Lepidoptera, Papilionidae. The record is from the annotation of a GenBank genome assembly.
AGUUGCAAAUAAAUCACCAAGUAGUAAACACGUCCCUCUGUUAACAAAUCCCUAUAAAAUCAAAAGUGAACCUUAAUACCAAGAACAUAUUGGUCGAAAUCGAGCCGGAUUUCAAUUCGACUUACGACGUUCCUGCACCGCGCGAUAAUACAAAAGGACGGGUCGAGCGACGAGCUUAGAACAAAAGAAGACGUUUGCGUAAACAAGUUUUUAUGCACGUUUAAUGCACCAUAUGGCAUCGAGUUGUAGAUUGGAAAGAAAUAAGUUAUUAUAAGACGGAAAUAAGAAGCAUUCGAGAUUAUAGACGAUUUUAAGAUAAUUUAACAACUUAUACCGAAAAUGGCUAGUACACCGGAACAAAUACUAAAUGUGUUAGAAGAUAUAGCUAUAUUGUUAGGAAAAACUCAAGUAAAUUUAAAGAAAUGUCCGAAACAACGCCUAACAAGGGGUUACAUAGAAACACGUAUAAAAAGCGUUGAAGAAUACUGGUCUACGUAUAAAAGGGCACAUGAAGAACUAGUGAAGUGUGUUCCAAAACCGAAACGACAAGAUAUUCCGUAUUUCGUUAAUGAAGAAUAUUUUAUUCAGGAAGAUUUAUAUAUUUGUAUACUAGCCGAUCUUAAUGAUUUAUUAUUUUCGCUUAACAAGUUAUCGUCUUCAGCACCUAUACAAGUCGAUAAUAAUAAUUCGGGUUCUUCUAAUGAAGUGCAUGUCAAGUUACCAAGGAUUCAACUUCCAACUUUCUCGGGAAUCUACGAUGAGUGGCCUGCUUAUCAAGAUUUGUUUACAUCAUUAGUGCAUAGUUACACAUCAUUAAGUAACGUACAAAGGUUGCAUUAUUUGAAAGGCAGUCUUACGGGAGAAGCCAUGUCACUUUUGAAACACGUUCAAGUCAUCGAUGCUAAUUAUGAAGAGUCGUGGAAUAUGCUUAAAGAGCGUUUUGGCAACAAGCGGAUUAUCAUUAAUUCAAUAUUAAAAAGAUUAUUUACGCAAAGAAAAAUUAGUGUACAAACGGCAAGUAACCUCAAAUCUAUUUUGGAUACUACAACUGAAUGCCUGAAUGCGUUAAAAAACCUUGGUCUGUCAACGAGCUCCUGGGACCCCCUCAUUAUAUUUUUAGUUGUACAAAAAUUGGACCCAGAGACUCACCGUGAUUGGGAGGAAGAUGCUUAUAAGGAUAAUGCUGAAAACUUACCUACAUGGGACGCGCUCAAUAAGUUUUUACAAUUAAAAUUCCGCACUCUUGAGCUUGGCACGCCACCAACUAGGGAAAGACCAACAAAUAGAGGAAAGGAGUAUGCUGUUCACCUAUCCACGAGUACUAAUGAUACUGCGACUUCUACGAAACUAAGAGUUUGCCCUAUGUGCAACGAAAAUCACACAUUGUGUCACUGUGAGGAAUUCAUCAAGCUAAGCCCAACAGAGAGAUGUGAUUACAUAAAGAAACACAAUCUGUGCUUUAAUUGUCUGGCCCCUGGUCACGCUGCGCGACGAUGUCGCCUGAAGAUGUCCUGUAGAACAUGUCAUAAACGUCAUCACACGCUCACGCACCAUUUCACGCCUAUGACGUCAUCAAGACAGCUAGACAGUUAUAACAAUCAAGACAAACAAAACGACGUUGAAGAUCAACGAGCUUCUGCACAAUCAGCCGAAUCCAAUGUCACACUUUCAUCACAUGUCGCCUCUAAGGUGUCCACUGCAUUGCUGGCUACGGCACUCAUACCAGUAAAAGGAUACGAAUCGAAACAAGUGACAGUGUUGCGCGCGUUAAUUGACCAUGGCUCACAGGCUACGUUCAUGAGUGAAAGAGCAGCCCAGAUGUUACGAUUAAGGAGAACGCCUGUCAAUGGCACUAUCACUGGCGUUGGCUCUACUAAAACAAACGUUAAAUAUGCUGCAGAAAUCGAACUUCUAUCAAGACACGACCCAAACUUCAACAUAAGGAUCAAAACAUAUAUAAUGUCAACGCAACUGACAACCCAACUGCCGACUCAAACUAUCUCCACCAGCACCUGGCCGCACCUACAAGGACUUGUAUUGGCUGACCCAAGCUAUAAUCAACCAGGACGAGUAGACCUAUUACUAGGGGUCGAUGUGUGUGCUCAAAUAAUGAAAAGCGAAGUUAUCAAGGGACCCCCAGGAACACCUUGUGCUCAAAAUACGACCCUGGGUUGGAUUCUUUUUGGGAGCGUGGAGGACAAACCAGCCGAUAAAUUGAUUGUUAUGCACCAUAAACUUGACCUAAACGAUAUGCUCAAACGAAUGUGGGAACAAGAUGCAUACGACAAAGUAGUACCUACAGCACAUGAUCGAAGGUGCGAGGAAAUCUACGAAAAUACAACCACAAGAAAUAAUGACGGACGUUAUAUUGUGACUCUACCCAAAAAAACUAAAAUGCUAUUAUCAACCCAAGGAAACACGCGAACAAUAGCUCUGCAGGGACUCUAUCAAUUAGAACAAAGAUUCAAGAAAAAUCCAAAACUAAAAAACGAUUAUGCUACGGUUAUGAAAGAUUACGAAACAAAUUACAUGGAAGAGGUACCCGGACACGAGAUGACUAACCCAUCGGUAUACCUACCACAUCAUGCUGUUGUUAAGGAAGAAAAGGAAACUACAAAAAUAAGAACAGUUUUUAACGCAUCACAAAGAGGAAACAACAACAUCUCACUUAACGACGAGCUGUUGGUGGGACCGCAGCUACAAGGAGACAUGAGAAGUCUCAUAAUGAGAUGGCGGAUGAAAAGAAUCUGCUUUGUAGCGGAUAUACAAAAAAUGUAUCUCCAAAUCAUGGUUACGAGAGAAGACCAAGACCUGCAACGAGUACUCUGGAGAUAUGAUGAUCAAGAUCCUGUCAAAGACUACCGACUUACCAGGGUCACGUUCGGAACUGCUUCUGCUCCUUACUUGGCAGUAAGGACCUUGCACCAAGUAGCUCAUGACGAAGGCCAAAAUCAUCCUGAAGCAGCAGAAAUAAUAAAGAGGGAUUACUUCAUGGAUGAUAUGAUGUCUGGGAAAGACAACCUCACCGAUGCUGUCAGAAUAGCCAAAGACAUAGACGCCAUACUGCAAAAGGGAGGCUUCAAAUUAAAAAAAUGGUGUUCUAAUGACGCAGGCUUCCUAAAGGAAUUUGAAGAGUCUGAAAGAAGUUCUCAUGUAAAACUAGACAUAACAUUAGACGGGAUUACACGAGCAUUGGGACUACACUGGAAUAUUGGCAAAGAUCUAUUUCAAUACAGCUUAAACCUAUCUGCAACGGCAAAUAUAAUUACAAAGAGAACAAUCCUGGGUGACCUACAGAGAUUAUUUGAUCCACUGGGCUGGUUGGCACCAUCUGUCUUACCCGUCAAACUUCUGAUUCAAAGAUUAUGGCUGCAAGGAGUAGCAUGGGAUGAGGAGGUGGACGAAACGAUUGCUGCAGAAUGGAACAAUAUACGAGAUUCCUUUCAUAUGUACCUACCAGAUAUCGAAGUAAACAGAUGGCUAAAUACUACUGAAGCCACAAUAAAUAAUGUUACUAUCCACGGAUUCUGUGAUGCAUCAUCUCGAGCUUACGCUGCAGUGGCUUACCUAAGAGUAAGAACAGAAAGAGGUGAAGUGAAGACAACAAUCAUCGCUGCUAAAACCAAGGUUGCACCUACAAAACCACAAUCCCUACCUCGUCUAGAACUAAGUGGCGCUGUACUGCUUGCUGGUCUUUUAAACGAGAUAAAGGAAUCAAUGAACGUACCUGCCUGCCAGAUAUUUGCUUGGACUGACUCAACCAUUGUACUCUCCUGGUUGUUUGGUGAUCCUGCAAGAUGGAGCACUUACGUAAGAAACAGAGUUAUUGAAAUACUUGACACCAUCGGCAAUCAUAAUUGGUACCAUGUCAAAUCACCAGAAAACACAGCUGACUCUGCUUCACGAGGGCAAUCCUUGCAAGAGCUAAAAAAUGAUGAACGGUGGUGGAAAGGCCCAGAGUGGCUGCGAGUAGGGGAAAUACAAUACAGCAGACCCAAUACUAUCUGGACAGACCUGGAAAGAAAGAAAUCGAUACAUGUAAAUUUGAAAUUAGACAAAGAGAAGAGUAUUAGUACAAAAUUUGAGGAUUGUGACAAGUUGCAAGAAUUGCUUAAGAUGAUUAUAUACUCUAAAAGAUUCUUAAAGGGAAAGAAAAUGGAAUACAAAGACUUACCUGUGACCACGACGGAACUUAAUGAUGCGCUAAAAACCUGCAUAAAAAUAACUCAGAAGGACAGCUUCGAAGAGGAAAUACAGCACCUGAAAUCAAGGGAACAAAUUAGAAGAGCCAGUAAACUAAAGAGUUUAAAGCCUUACCUGGACGAUGAUAACAUCCUCAGGGUGGGCGGCCGACUGCGUCACUCGGACCUAAAUGAAGACUGCAAAAAUCCAAUUAUUCUGGAUCACGACACUCAUCUUACCUCUCUUCUCGUUGCUGACGCACACUCUAAGACGCUACACGGUGGAGUUCAAGUAAUGCUCUGCUUUCUGCGAACAAGAUUCUGGAUCCUAAGAGCUAGAAUAUUAGUAAAGGCAAAGAUAAGAAAAUGCCUUAUUUGUGCAAAACUUAACGCUACAGCAAGAUCACAACUAAUGGGGGACUUACCGCGAGUUCGAAUCACACCAGCUAAACCCUUCUUAAACACCUGCAUGGAUUUUGCCGGCCCGUUCCAUAUCUUGAUAUCUAGAGGAAGAGGAGCAAGGACAAACAAAGCAUACAUUGCUCUCUUUGUCUGUAUGUCGACGAAAGCGAUUCACUUAGAAUUAGUGGGAGAUCUUACCUCAGAUGCCUUCAUCGGAGCCUUCAGAAGAUUCGUAGCUAGACGUGGAAGAUGCGCUCACAUCUGGAGUGACCAAGGACGUAACUUUGUUGGGGCAAACAGGAUACUCGCAGCAGAAUGGGCUGAAGCCAGGCUUCAACUUGAGGGUCCGAUUGCGGAGACGCUAGCAAUGGAUGGGACUGAAUGGCAUUUUAUUCCCGCCUAUAGCCCACACAUGGGUGGACUGUGGGAGGCGGGAAUCAAAUCGAUGAAAAACCAUUUAAAACGGAUAAUGACCUCUCACGUAACUUACGAAGAAAUGAGCACCUUGUUAUGCCAGAUUGAAGCUUGCCUCAACUCACGACCGCUUACCGUAUUAAGGGACACAGACACAGACAACAUCCAACCAUUAACGCCUGGCCAUUUCCUUGUCGGUGAGACGCCUAUUACGGUUCCGACACCAGACUUCCAAAACAUCCCAACAAGUCACUUAUCAAGAUGGCAAUACCAACAAAGAUUGUUGACGGACUUCUGGCGUCGAUGGCAACAAGAAUACCUGUUGAGAAUGCAACAGUGUCCAAAAUGGCAGAGGAAGGUCAAGGAAUUUGACAUAGGUCAAAUUGUCCUCGUAAAAUCAGAUAGUUUGCCCCCAGGUAAAUGGAUGAUGGGACGUAUUGUAAAAAAACAUCCGGGUGCUGACGGUGUCACUCGUGUGUACAGUGUAAAGAGUGGUGCUAGUGUCGUGCAAAGAUCUGUAAAUAAGCUGUGUUAUUUACCAAUAGACAUUGAAUAAUGAUUUAUUUUAUUAUAACUAAGGCAAAUUGUGUAUAUCCAUAUUCUAUAUUAUGUAUUGUUUAACUAAUUUUGUACUGAUGUUUGAAUCUAUUGUAACCAAACGAUUAUACUGUUUGAUAAUUAAUUUAUUAAAGGGCUCAUAGGCCCUUUGGUGGGCGGUAUGUUCGGAUAGAAUGAUCUAUAUAAGAGCGAGCGUAAGUGUCAAUGCGUAUGCAUGUGUGAGUCCGUGUAAUAUUUAAAAUCAUAAUUUGUUGAAUCAGUUGCAAAUAAAUCACCAAGUAGU